AUGCUGGUCACCAUGGAUACAGCCAAGCAGAGCAGCAUCAGCACCAGUGAGAGCUCCGAGCCCAGCGAGGUUGAGACGCUGCUGUCCUCCAUUCACCUGGACAGAUAUGUGGACAUCUUCGUCAAAGCUGGUCUGCUCUGCGCCCCAGACUUGCUCUACUUGGACCAGGACUCUCUGCUCAGUUUGGGAAUCACCGCCACGGGACACCGCAAACGGAUCCUGCGCCUUCUUGCCCAACUGCCCCGCACUCCUUCCUCUCAGCGGGCCAAUCAGAGUUCCACCUCAGAUCCUGGGAAGCUAAAACCUGUCCCCAAACCUCGCACAGUGUUCAAUCGCCGCAGAACCACGCCUGUACACUUCUCCCCCUCCUCACAUGACCCGCAACGACCAAUCAGAAGGCUGUCCCCGGAGUCUCUCAGCUUAGACUCGGAAAAUCUACCCGGCAACAGCGAUGCCACUUGCACUUCUACGACACCAGACCACAAACCCAUCAGUAGGCUUUCCCCGCAAUCUCUCAGUCUAGAUUUGAAAAAUGUGCAGGGCAACAGUGGCGUGAAAGCGUCCAAUCACAGGAAUCGAUCUAUGUCGGACGCGAGCGCCUUUGUCCCACCCGUGCCUCCGCGGAUACGUCGUAGUUUUGCUGUUUUUUCCGCUCCUACCGUGAAAGAAAACGCGCUCGAUGAUGCGAACGUCAGCGUGAGCACAGCGGAUAUCCUCCAGUCUGCUGUGAGUCGUGCGGAGAAUAAGACAAAAGCGAGUCGGAGCAGGUCGCUAACGGACGUACUGCCACCGAUUCCGCCUCGGCAAAGCAGGAGUACGAAGAUGCAGGAAGAGGAAGAGGAUUGGACCGAGGCCAGAAGCUCGGUAGAAAUGGUGUCAAAUGACAUCUACUGGGGGUCGACACUGAGUGGGAGGGGCUACAGUCUGCAGGCCCCGCCCACUCCACCCAGACUACCCACGGACAGGAGCUAUGAGCGGAACAGCAGCAGCACUUUGAGCAACAAUUCGUCUUCAUCAACUAGAGCUUCUACAGAUGACCCAGAGGAGGAGAUUAGCCCAUACUGUGAGACUGUGUUCUCUAGGAGGACCCCACUUCCUGAGAUGGACAGGAGCAGAGAGCACACACCUUCUCCACACAUUGACCAAGAGAGUCCUCAGAGUCUUUGGCUGAAGCGUCUCUCGCCGUCACACGAGGCCCCACCCCCUCACGAGACCCCGCCCCCUCCGCUCGACGAUGACUUCAUCUCUCCGUACGCCAGCUACACGUCUCUGAACGAGAAAGCUCCACCUGUCAUCAGCGGCUGGCUCGACAAGCUGUCUCCACAAGGGGACCAGAAGCCGUGGCUGAGGCUCCUUCUGGACCUGUUUUCCUUCUCUCCACACUGUGUCUCGUUCUCUUCUGCUGCCUCCUACUGCCUGCUGUCCUUCUGCUCCUCUUCAGCCCAUCGGAACUAUGUUUUCCAGAAGCGUUUCAUCAAGUUUGACGGCCAGAACCUGAUGUACUUCGGCCAUGAGAAGGACGCCUACCCCAAAGGAGUGAUCCCAUUGGCUGUGAUCCAGAUGGCACGCCCCUCUAAAGACAAUAAGUUUGAGAUUGUGACCAGCAACAGGAUCUUUGUGUUCAGAGCAGACAACGAAGUGGUCAGGGCUCGUUGGGUGCGUACUCUUCAAGACUUUAUCCGGGAGCAGUUGGUGUUCGUGCGCCGCAGGUUUGGACCAGGACUGCACUGUCAGAAACAUGGAGUCCUGGAGACCAAGGGCCACAAAGCCAAGGUCUACAUGGCCAUCUAUGGAGACCAGAUCUGGAUCCACAAGAACCAGCAGUGUUUCCGUAAUGGCAUCGCUGUGACAGUGAUUGAGGCGCGAGGGUCCACCAUCCGGGACGGCAAACACAAGACCUUUGACCUCAUCACGCCAUACAAGACUUUCAGCUUUGCGGCCGACUCUGAACGGGACAAGAGGGAGUGGGCCGAGGCUCUGCAGGAGGCUAUCGCUGAGACCCUGUCGGAUUACGAGGUGGCCGAGAAGAUCUGGUCCAACAAGUCCAACCGAGUUUGUGCCGACUGCCGAGCCCUGAACCCUGACUGGGCCUCCAUCAACCUGUGUGUGGUCAUCUGCAAGAACUGUGCCGGUCAGCACCGCAGUCUUGGCGCCUCGGUGUCCAAAGUGCAAAGUCUCAAACUUGACACCAGUGUGUGGAGCAACCAGAUCGUGCAGCUUUUCAUCAUGCUGGGGAACGACCGCGCUAACGACUUCUGGGCAGCACGUGUUCCAUCCUCCGAGGAGCUGGACUGUGACGCUGCUCCUGAGCUCCGCAGAGAGUUCAUCAGCCUCAAAUACAGAGAGGGCAGGUGGAGGAGCCCCCACCCUGGCUUCAGCAGCCAAGCUCACCUGCUCAAGGUGCUGUGCUCGGCCGUGUCAGAACAAACGCUGCUCAAAACGGUCACACACAUUUUCUCAGAGGCAGAGUCUGCACGUCGAGCCAGAGACACCAACUGCUCCUUCAGUGACCAGACGCCCCUCUCAGAGGCUGCAGACCCCGGAGUGUACGAUGAGAUCAUGCAGCCAGUGCUCCACUCAGGCUUCAUCUACAAGUGCAGCUCCUGCCACCGGGGGACGCUCUCCAGGAAGAACAGAGAUGACUUCCAGAGGUUCUGGUGCAGCGUGGACCGCUCCCUGGGUCUGUUCGAGACCGAGCUGAGUCCAGAGCCCGUCCUGAAGAUUAACUACAGUGACCUGAUGUGUUUGGGAGUGACCCGAGCUGACAGCAGCAAGAGGAAGAGCAACGGCUUCAUCGACCGGUUUCGCUACACGUUCGAGCUGUACCUGUCCUCUGAGAAGCUGCUGCAGUUUGGGCUCGAAACCGCAGACGAGCUCCACAGCUGGACAAAAGCCAUCGGCAAGGCGUUCACUCCGCUGAGCUGCCACUGCCUGCUUUCCCGGGAGUUCCAGCGCGUGGGUCUGCUCCGCUACAGGGCCAUGUUGGACCCUCAGCAGUGGAGAGAGGCCUUCUUCGUCCUGCAGAAGUCCAACCUGUUCAUCUGCCCUCGCACGGAUGGGGCCGCCGAAGACAUCAUCAACCUGAGGAGGCUGCAGGAGCUUAGCGUGUCUUCAGAAGGAGAGGGUGAGAAGAAAGACACCCUGGUUCUGGUGGAGAGAGGACGUACCCUGCAUGUCCAGGGGGUGGCCCGCUCAGACUUCUCCCUGUGGUGCUCAGACAUCCAGAGGGCGUCUGGAGGGAGGGGCAACUCUCUGAGGGAACAGCAGCUCAGCCGUAACGACAUCCCCAUCAUCGUGGAUAGCUGCAUGGCCUUCAUCACCCAGUACGGUCUGGGCCACGAGGGAAUCUACCGGAAGAACGGAGCCAAGUCCAGGAUCAAACUGUUGAUGGAGGAGUUCCGCAGAGACGCCCGCAACGUGAAGCUGCGAAUCGGAGACCACUUCAUCGAGGACGUGACGGACGUGCUCAAGCGCUUCUUCAGAGAGAUUGACGACCCCAUCUUCAUGAGCGACCUGCACCCCCUGUGGCAGGAGGCCGCAAAACAGUCUCAGAGGAGUCAGAGACUGGACCGAUACAAAGAGAUCAUCCGCAGUCUUCCUCGGGUCAACAGGACCACUCUGGCCGCUCUCAUCAGUCACUUGUAUCGGGUACAGAAGUGUGCUGACCUGAACCACAUGUGCACAAAGAACCUGUCCCUGCUGUUCGCCCCCAGCCUGUUCCAGACCGAUGGGAAGGGCCAAUACGAGGUCCGCAUCGUGGAGGACCUCAUCGACCACUACCUCUACGUCUUUGAUAUCGACGAGGAGCACCAGAGUCAGAUGGAGCUGGAAAUCAGCCUGAUCACCAGCUGGAAGGACACGCAGCUCUCUCAGGCUGGAGACCUGAUCAUCGAGGUGUAUUUAGAGAUGAAGAUCCCAGACUGCUGCAUCACACUCAAGGUGUCUCCAACCAUGUGUACGGAAGAACUGACCAAUCAGGUUCUGUAUUUGAGGAAUGUCCCGCCCUCUGAAAGAGAGGUUUGGAUGACGUUUGAGGCCAUUGAAGACGGACAGCUCGAGCGCCCCCUACACCCCAAAGAGCGCGUGCUGGAACAGGCACUGCAGUGGUGCAACAUGGCCGACCCAAGCUCCGCCUUCCUCAUUGUCAAGAGAGUUCCCAAAGAGGACGCCAUCAACAUAUUCACCUCGUACAAAAGUGAGGUGAUGAAGGUGGGCCUGCUGAGGUGCAGAGAGGAGCCUCCUAAACUCCUACAGGGGAACAAGUUCCAGGAGAGAACCUUCCAAAUCCACGGCAACAAGCUGCUCCUGCUCAAGGAAAAGAAGAGCAUCAAACCUGAGAAGGAGUGGAGUCUGAAGUCCAUGAAGAUCUACAUCGGCAUCAGAAAGAAGCUCAAAGCCCCCACCAGAUGGGGGUUCACUGUGACAUCACAUAAACACCAGCUUUACCUGUGCUGCAGCGGAGAGGCCGAGCUCUGGGACUGGAUCACCUGUUUCCUCAAGGCUCAGAAUGAUGAAGCAGCCCCGGCCAUCCUCCGCAGACACUCAUCCUCUGACAUCUCUAAGCAGAAGUUUGGAACCAUGCCCCUGGUCCCCAUUCGAGGAAUAGAGAGCAACAGCAGCAUGCUCUCAGCCAAUCAGACGCUGAGGAAACUUCAUGACAGAAGGACCCUCUCCAUGUAUUUUGUAAGUCCAUAUUUUCAUGAAGCACUUUGUUGUGUGGCCCAGUGGUAG
Knipowitschia caucasica is the source of this 4731-nucleotide messenger RNA. Lineage: Eukaryota; Metazoa; Chordata; Actinopteri; Gobiiformes; Gobiidae. The record is from the annotation of a GenBank genome assembly.